Messenger RNA from Synchiropus splendidus (mandarinfish), 6304 nucleotides. Its product is annotated as insulin receptor substrate 2-like. Gene Ontology annotation, biological process: insulin receptor signaling pathway. The record is from RefSeq and is a predicted model, not a curated record. Gene Ontology annotation, cellular component: plasma membrane; cytosol. Gene Ontology annotation, molecular function: phosphatidylinositol 3-kinase binding; insulin receptor binding. The transcript has 3 exons. Bases 197 to 3346 code for a protein of 1049 amino acids. NCBI's taxonomy places the organism in Eukaryota, Metazoa, Chordata, Actinopteri, Syngnathiformes, Callionymidae.
UUUAGAGCGUCACAUGUUGUUUUUCUCCUGGAACCGAGCAGGCGGCUGCACCGAGGCUCGACUCGCGCUGCACGGCCGACCACGUCCGCUCUUUGCAAUGGAUUAACUCGAAAUCACUCGUUAUCUUUGUUUUGUUUUUGGGGGUCGUUUUUACUCAUCAGGGCAUCGUGUCAUUUUGAGAGAAUUGGUGAGCAAAAUGGCAAGUCCUCCGGCGACGGGAGGACACCUGUUAUCUAACGGGACGAGCGGCGUGAAGAAGUGCGGAUACCUGCGGAAGCAGAAGCACGGACAUCGGCGCUUCUUCGUGCUCCGGGAGCCCAGCGAGCGCUGCUCCGCGCGGCUGGAAUAUUACGAAAGCGAGAAGAAAUGGAGGAACAAGUCUGCUGCGAAGCGGGUCAUAACUUUAGACUCUUGUCUGUGUGUCAACAAGCGGGCUGACGCGAAGCACAAGCACCUCAUCGCCCUCUACACGAAGGACGAGUACUUCGCCGUGGCUGCGGACAGCGAGCAUGAGCAGGAGAGCUGGUUUGAGGUUCUGACCCAUCUCAUCGCUGAGGGUAAAGUCUACGACAGCCCAGCCUCCACGUCCUCCUUGGUUGGCUUUGAGGAGACCAGUUACGGACUAGUUGCCCCUGCAACAGCUGCGUACAAAGAGAUAUGGCAAGUCAACUUGAAGUCCAAAGGUUUGGGUCAGACCAAGAACCUCACCGGCGUCUACAGGCUGUGUUUGUCCAGCAGAACCAUCAGCUUCGUCAAGCUCAACUCUGACCACGCUGCUGUCAGUUUGCAGCUCAUGAACAUACGCAGAUGCGGCCACUCUGACAGCUUCUUCUUCAUUGAAGUGGGCCGGUCUGCGGUGACCGGACCCGGGGAGUUCUGGAUGCAGGCAGAGGACUCGGUGGUGGCGCAGAACAUCCACGAGACCAUCCUGGAGGCCAUGAAAGCCAUGAAGGAACUGUCCGAGUUCAGGCCGCGGAGCAAAAGCCAAUCGGCCAGCACCAAUCCCAUCUCUGUGCCCACCAGGCGCAAUCUCAACAACCUACCCCCAAGUCAAACCGGUCUGGUGCGGAGAUCCAGAACUGAUAGUGUGGCAGCCACGUCCCCGGGGAGGAAGUUCACGUCCUGUCGGGUAAGAACAGCCAGUGAGGGCGAUGGGAGUGUGACCAGGCCUCUGUCGAUGUCCAUCUCUGUGAGUGGAAGCCCCACGAGCCCGCACUCUGCCAGCAACAUCAGCAGGUCACACACGCUGAGCAGCGGACGAACCUGUCGAAUACUGGACUCGUCUUCCAGCCUGCAUCACAGCCUCUCCAUGCCAGUGUCCAACUCCCCUCCUUCUGUCUCCAGCCCCAUCAGCAUGUCUCCCAGAGCCGGGGCAGGACUCUCCACUCCAGAUAAAGCCAGACGACCUUUCAGCUGCAGCGCCUCCAUCUCAGGGUCCCUCAGUGACACUGGUUUCAUCCUCUGUGAUGAGUAUAGUACAAGUCCAGGUGAACCCAGGUUCCUGCUCCUGACUCGCAGCGACACCCCGGACUCCUUAUCCAGUACACCUCCGUCCCGCGACCUGAAUGACCUCUCUGGCUACAUGAUGAUGGAGGGGGUGAAUGGCAGUCGGUCCAGAGCUGGCAGCGACGCCUUUGAAAAGGCUUACAGAAAACGCACGCACUCCCUCACAACACCACGUCAACAGAAGGUGGUUGCGCCUCUUUCCUCUGCCUCUCUGGAUGAGUACACGCUCAUGAGGCUGGCAGACAACACAUACUCUGCCUCCCCGAAAGUUUCCUAUCCUGAAGAUUAUGGGGACAUCGAAAUCGGUUCCUCCAGGAGCUCCAGCAGCAACCUAGGGGAUGACGGCUACAUGCCCAUGACUCCGGGCAUAGCAACACAGUCGACCAAGGUGGACAACUAUGUUCCCAUGAGCCCGAUGUGUGUGUCUGCACCGAAGCAGAUCGUGAACCCAAGAGUUCAUCAGCAGACUCCCUCCAGCAGAAGCUACAAGAACAACUCACCCUGCAGUAACUCUCUGGAGGACAACGGCUACAUGAGGAUGUGGUGUGGCUCCAAAACCUCCAUGGACAGUCCAGACCGGCACGGGGAGUACAUGAACAUGUCGCCGGGAAAUCCACCUCAACUGCAAACACCACCUGAUUAUUACCCAGGCGGAAUAGCCGGGGAACCGACAUCACUGAGGCCCACGUACCAGGCAAGCUCGCUCACCCUCCCAGCCAAACUCCAGGCCUCCAAGAGUGACGACAAUAACCAGUAUGUGUUGAUGAGUCCUCAAACACUGAGACAGAGGACUGAGUCCAGCUACUACUCUGUAAUGCAGCCAGCGUCGGCACAGAGCUUUCCAACUGUGCCGUCCCCCGGCAGGCACGGUCGUUCAGAAAGUUUAGCCUACAGGGGGAGAAACGGCCGACCCAACAGGCUGGCUCUGGACUCCCUGCGAACCCUGCCAAGCAUGAAUGAGCACCCCCAACCAGGAGAGCCUCGAAGCCCCGGGGAGUACAUCAACAUUGACUUCAGUGGCUCCAGGUUCUCCCCUCCUUCUACGGGGAGCCAGUCUUCUUCUCUUGGUUCCACAGGGAGUGACCCUCGGAGAUCCUGUCUGACCGACUACAUCAACCUGGAGCUGAACCAGCACUCGCCCAAGGAUUCGGACACUCCAGUGGAGCACCUGGGUCCACUCCCAGAGCUGUCCUUGUGCCCUAACUCAGAGGAAGGAGAUGCCUCCUACCAUCUACAUGAAAAGGAAGCCACUCUUGGUGACCAGGUGACAAACGACUACACUGAGAUGACGUUUGGCAGAGGUCGAUCGCCGAUACAGCAUUUUCCACAAAACACGUCAAGCCAGAGCAGCCGUGAGAGGAGAUCUUCUUUGGAGGAUCAGGGAGUCCCAGGUGGCAUCGGAGUUUUCCUCCUUGGGGCACCUUCUCCGUCUGUAGACCCUGACUGCUCAGCUAAGGUGAUCCGCGCCAACACGCAGGGACGUCGGCGCCACAGCUCGGAAACCUUCUCCUCCACGACGACUGUGACGCCCGUCCUGUCCUCCUUUCCUCGUGGUGACGUGGUGAAGAGGCACAGCUCAGUGGAAAACAUCUCAUCCCGGAGCAGCGAGGGCUCUGACGAAGAGUAUGGCAGCCCGGGGACCCAGCAGAGCUCUGCAGGUUACCCAAAUGGAAUCAGCUACAUUGCCUUGAACCUGCUGGACAACCGGGGAGUGGAGAAAUGUGAGGAUCUGGUUGGCUUCAAACCCGCAAGCAGCUGCAAAGGGGUUAUCAAUGGAUUACACAGCACGCCAUAUGUCUGUUUGGGAUUCAAGGAGGCUGCAACCACUGCCAAAGACUGAAGGCUUCUGCUUGUCCCCCCAACUUCGACUUCCCUGAGCUGCAUUUUGGAAGUGAAAAUCAACUUCAGACGUCCCCCCCCUCACCGGCCUCUGUGACUCUUAGAGACCCCUCAACACGUCAACACACUCUUUGGAAGCAGAUCAUCAUCUAUGCAUGACAUGGACUGUGUGAGUGUAUGUAUGAGUGUGUGCGUGCGCGUGCGCGUGUGCAUCAGCACAUCCAGAGGCCACUUAUUCCUGUGACCCAAAUCUCAGCACAAGCACAGAAGCAAAGAUAGUCAGAAACUCUUUACGGUACCCUAUUUAUUGACUUGAGGUUAGCUUGUACGCGCGAGUGCAUGUUUGUGACCAGCUGGUAUGAGAGUGCGGAGAGGUACACUGAGUCUUUUACUGUGUUGAGAUGUUAUUUAUUUUUCAAAGAUGAAUGUCUGAUAAGAUCGAACCCAAAUGCCUUAAUGUCUAUAUUGUUACUAUGUUUUCUAUGGAAUAAGAGAUGACGAUUCUAUCGCAGUAUAUUUGGACCUAAUUCUAUAUUGUUAUUCUUUUGUGGAAACGUGAACAGAAAUAGUUUACCAUUAUAAGAUAUUGUUUCAGAAAUGUACAGGACGGUGGGCUGCUUCAGAUCUGAUUUAUCGUAUUGAUAUAAAAGUAUUUUCUUAAUUAUUCAAAUGUUAUUUAUUCUAGUUUUCUGCCGAUGAUGAAAAAGUUUGGACUUAAAGACAUAUAUUUGUAGAUGUCUAUAAAGAGUUAUGCAUGUGUUUGUCAGCUCCGAGGCAACCGCAGCCGUUUGAUGGCACAGUACCUCCCACAGUUCCUCAGUCACUUGAGCCUGAAAACCUCACACACUCCUACCUUCAGUCCUGCAGCCUGCUGUUUAGCUCCAUGUUGAUGGCACAACUGAAGGCGGAAGGGUGAAGCCGAUAGUGGGUGACAGUUGAGAUGUGGUCGGCCGGUGAAUGAAUAAACGCGGCCCCUGUAGGGACGCAGCUGGCGCCACCACCAUGCCAAUAGCUGUCCCCGCACCACCAUUGUAAAAUGCCAUUGUAUACUACAUUCAAACGUAUCUUUACUAUUGAGAAUUCUUAAAAUUGCUGCGUCAUUGCGAAACCUAAAGCUAACCUGGAGGAAAUUACCUCCUUUAUUUUGCUCUUAAUGAUUACAGGUUGAUGUAGUUAAAACAAGGGAUGCACCGAAUAUUUGUUGGCUGAGUAUUUCUAUAGUAAAUAGUGACAUGUGACACAAUGAAGCCACAUGCUGAGCAGCCUGAGCGACGAUUUUCACUUCUAGUGGACAAAGCCAUGUUUUGAAAUCCAUUUUUCAAAUGCCAAAACAUGCUCUGUGAGGGCACUUCUGACAACCCCCGUUCUCAGAGGCGCCGUUGUAGAUCUGGCAACAAAAUCCCCUACUUCAACACAAGUCGAAAUGAUUUUGACUCUCCGACCAAUGUCUCACACCUUUCCUCUUCGUCGUCCAUAGCCUCAACUAUCAAGCGCGGCUGCUUCCGAAUGUCGCCAUGGCGACGCUUCAAUGUAAAGUCUGCAUAAAGUGUCGAACUUUUCGGAUAUUUUUAAGUGUUGGAGAGCAAGAAUAGUAGUUUACAACGAGUGUUCAACCUAAUGAUCUAGAGCCUUCUGUUUACACUAUUAGCCUGGUCACUGUGGCUAAGCUAACUUGUCCCAAAAUAAUUGGGUAAUAAGUCAUUUGUUGUGGGUUUAUCUACUUAAAUGCAUUUUUUGAAUGCAAGUUUUCUUUGAAGAACUCAUAUAAAUUAAAAGCUUUUUUUGUUUUUUGGAAAGCAAAGACUGAAAUUUUGACUUUCUUUGAAAAACAUAUGUACAAAUGUAUUCUAGACUAUGCAAUAUUUUAAAAAGUAAAACGCUUAAUAACCACAUUUGUUAUUUUGUAUUUGAACAGCAUUUAAAAUUUGACUCUUAUUUGACCACAUUUUCAUUUCGGUGCAUCCCUAAAUAAAACAUGAAAAGCUGAUGAAUCUCGCUUAGUUCGAUGAGUUCGGUCACACCAUCGUAUAUCGGCAUAGAGUUCCAUGUUUGGCUUUUAUUUUUUUAGUCAACCCUUCAAAGAAUCUAGCGCUGGAACGUGUUAGCAGUGCGCUAAAUAUCCAAAAGCUACUGCCAUUCCAUUGGCCGGCUCAACUGUGUGUGUCUGUGCGUUUUAGAGUACAAACUGUUCCCACUGUAACUGGCACCUGUCGUGUUCUGUUCUUCAUUCAACUGGUCAGAAUGUAUCACUGGGCUAGUAGAACCAUGGUUGACCCGGUUCUCAACGGUGAAUGAUACUGGAGCUGCGCCAUGCUACCUUGUAGUGUCUAUUUAUCUUCUUGAAUGUGUAUAUUAUGUACAUAAAGAGUUUAACUGAAACUGUUGAUAGAGCAUUUUGUUGCGAUGAUCUCCUGUGAAAAGACUUUGGCUACUGCUCUUUUUUCAGAACUUUAUUUUGUUUGUUUUGCUUCGGGGUUGUAAAGUGUAUUGUAUGCUUUCCCCUUCUCACAUGAACUAUAUGAUAAAAAAAAAAAGUCUAUUUUAUUAUAAAGCUCUCUUUGCCUUGUUGACACACUUUACCUGACGGCAUAUGCAAUAGUGACAUGAUACAAUCUAGUUUACAACUGUGGAACCAAAUGUAACACCGCAUCAUAGAGAUCUAGUUCUUUUAGCUCCUUUUGAGUCUCAUCUCCCGCCAAGUGUUCUUGUCUUUCAGCGCUGGAAACGGUUCUUCACUCGUCUUUACUUUCUCCCCUCGUUUUGCUUUUCUUCUGCAGACUGAUCUUGCAUUGAAUGUGUCUUUGUCUUCCAUUGUACAUAGUUCAAUAUACUGUUUAAUGUGAUGCUCACUAAAAGAUGAUUCUAAUGAUUUGUCAUGAUUUAUUGUAGUAUUGCUUUCGUCUGUAUUGAUUAUGGAUAGCAACCUUCAGAAAUAAAUGAAUUUAUUUAAAGAUGUCAA